AAUUACUUCCCCCGGCCUGUUGGAUAGCUAGCAGCGCGUGUCUGUAAGAGACUGAGAAUCGCGUAUAGUCCGUGUGCCCAGGAAGCGGCGGGAUGCAGGAUCCAAACGCAGACACAGAGUGGAAUGAUAUUCUGCGUAGAAAAGGUAUCCUUCCUCCAAAGGAAAAGCCACAGGAUGAAGAGGAGGAGGAAGCAGAGAUUCUUAAGCUACAAUCUGUUGUGAAAACUUAUGAAGACAUGACUCUUGAGGAAUUGGAAGACAAUGAGGAUGAAUUCGGUGAAGAAGAUGAAAGAGCAAUAGAGUUGUACAGACAACAAAGAAUGGCACAGUGGCAAGCAACCCAACUAAAGAAUAAAUUUGGAGAGGUAUUGGAGAUUUCAGGACAAGACUAUGUCCAGGAAAUUACAAAAGCUGGGAAAGAUCUGUGGGUGAUAUUACAUCUUUACAAACAAGGCAUACCACUCUGUACUUUAAUCAACAAUCACUUAACUGUACUGGCGCGAAAGUUCAAAGAUGUGAAAUUCGUAAAAUCAAUUUCCACAACAUGCAUUCCCAACUAUCCUGACAAGAACCUUCCCACUAUCUUUGUAUAUCUUGAUGGUGAAAUACGGGCUCAGUUCAUUGGACCUCUUGUGUUUGGUGGAAUGAAUCUAACACAGGAUGAGUUAGAAUGGAAGAUUGCCGAAUCUGGAGCCAUCAAGACAGACCUUGAGGAAAAUCCAAGAAAGCAAAUCCAGGACCAGCUCAUGACCUCGAUUCGUACCUCCAUCCCUACAAAGAAAGACAGUGAUUCAGAGGAUGACUGAAGCACAGUUUAUUUUUGUAUUGGUCUUUUACAGUGUUCUGUCUAAAACUCCCAAAAUACUGUGUUAAUAUUCAACGCUAUAAUGGUGGCAGACUUAAGUCUCUAAAAGGACAUGAUUUUCCCCAACCAUAAUUCUUACUUUUUACCACCAUUUCACAGGCAAAUAAUUUAAACACUAGAUGGGUAAGUUUAAUGACCGAAAAUUUGUUCAAAAUAUUUUUCCCUCUGUGUGUUUAUAACAUUUACAGAUUCCGUACAGUAGUUACAUAGAUGACUGUACAAAGUGUUCAAUAAAUGUCAUUGUUUGGCUGUGCAGCCAUAAUUUGACUGCAGGCUUUUAAAUAUCAUCUAAAUAAUGGGGUUGCAUUGGCUUUACUACCUUGACAACUAUAACACUUGAAAUAUUUGAAGAAUCUUAGGCUUAGCUUAUAAAAUUGUCAGAAACCAUAAAUGCAGCAACGUAGUGAUAUAUAAUGCUUUAUAAAUAGGGCAUAUAAUAUCCUGCAGAUGUAAUUUCUGUUUUGAUGUUUUUGGGCAAGUAAAACACUGAUAUAUAUUUUUACAAGAUCAAGAAAUUACUGCAUAGACCAGAUCUAUGGCUUCUAGAAUAUGAUAAACUGUAUGCUCAACAGUUAAUCUAAGUUGCUUCCUAAUGUCCUUCAGCCCAAAGCUUCAGAUAAGGAGUACAUGCUCUGUAGAUGUAGCUGACACAUUGGUCCCUGGAAGAAUGAGCAAUGGGCAUUAUGACUUUUCUUUGCAUGUGUCCUUUUUGAGCGUCAUUCUGAAGACAAAAGAAAGGAGUGCAAGGUGCUACAGAGCCAUUUGUUUAAUCUCUGCUCAAAUAGGGGGUGAAGUACCUCACUAUUGGAUCAAAAUAAGUGUUUGAUGUAUGGCCUCUAAACAAAGCAAUUUUGUGCUCCUUAGAGCUCUUACAGUUACCCAUAAUAAAUAAAUAUGUGACCCACUAUGAGCCAGCUUCAGCUAAUAUUUGUUGAAACAUAAAUGUUCAUUCUGUUAUAAGGAUACUGUCAACAUAUCAUACUUAAAGGGGAACUCUGGCUUCCAAACCAAAAUUUUAUAAAAAGGCCCAAAUAACACAGGAACUCCUAAUAUAUAUAAUAAUAUUGCAGUUACCAGUUUCUUCAAAAAGUAUGAAUAAAUGCAAUUUUCUAUGCUGAAA
Molecule: messenger RNA, 1985 nt
Organism: Xenopus laevis (African clawed frog)
Lineage: Eukaryota; Metazoa; Chordata; Amphibia; Anura; Pipidae
Gene: pdcl3.L
Product: phosducin like 3 L homeolog
Biological process (GO): protein folding; positive regulation of gene expression; angiogenesis
Cellular component (GO): perinuclear region of cytoplasm; endoplasmic reticulum; cytoplasm
Molecular function (GO): vascular endothelial growth factor receptor 2 binding; protein folding chaperone
Source: RefSeq, marked provisional